This is a messenger RNA of Haliotis rubra (blacklip abalone), 517 nucleotides long. RefSeq lists its product as uncharacterized. Gene Ontology annotation, molecular function: protein binding. The coding region runs from base 44 to 517 and encodes 157 amino acids. NCBI's taxonomy places the organism in Eukaryota, Metazoa, Mollusca, Gastropoda, Lepetellida, Haliotidae. The transcript is spliced from 4 exons. The record is from RefSeq and is a predicted model, not a curated record.
AGCAAUGUUUUCUUUUUCUGUUAACCCUACAUGAUGACUCAUAAUGAUAUCUUUGCAGGAAGCCAAAGUUGAUGAAGGUCUCUAUCGUUGCUACUUAUGUGAAAAUAACAAACCACAUGCAGCCCUUUCUUAUAUCAAACUGUACAGGAGAAUGGAGGCGGUAACAAAUGUGUCGUGUGUGGUGGACAACUGGUCAACCAUGACAUGCAGCUGGCCACCAUCCGCUUCAGAUGCUACACUUGCUAUACUUAGUUGGGGCACAAAUGGUGUUGCCAGCCAGCUUUGUGUUGAUGACAAAGUUCCUGGAUCUUGUCACUGGCCAGCAGAACAGUUCAGCAUGGGAAACCUCUACACAAUAGUUGUCAACAUUACUACAACAUCUGACACUGGUGACUUCCUCGAUGUGAAAGUGUCAGAUCAGUUUGUGUUUAACACAAGUGAAAUUGACAAUGUUACUUUCUAUCCCUUCAUUGCCUUCAUUUUUCCAUUCAACAGUAAAACCAUCUACUUUGACUGA